AUGCUGUCAUGUAUUCCCCUCUUGCUUUUGAGCAUUACCACAAGUUUUGCCUGCUCUACCAACUCUGAACCAGAACAAUGUCCAAGAAGUGACGGGCAGGUAAGCUAUGCAGAUGCUGUGCAGAAGCUCGUGCGUUCGAUCCAGCGAUACAAAGAAGCCUACGAUUUAUUCAAGGUGACGUGCAAUGCAUUUGAAAUGAGCAUCUUUGCAGCACAAGCGAAGCCGCAGUGCCACACAGUUCAAUCUUCAGUGCGUGUCAGGGAAGUCUGGUGUACCAUUCAGACUGCUCAAAUCGAUAUCCUUAUCCAGCAAAUAGCAAAAGGUGGCGCUUUUUGGACUUCAUUUGAUUAUGUGGCCGAUUACUAUGUUGUAAUCAUUCCCAGGGCAGUUCUCAAUGUCAAGCUGGAGGAGACGUUUCUGGCCAGUAGCACAGCUUCAGCAUUCCUUCUAAAGCUUACUGAACUGAGAAUUCAAAAUAUCACCUCCACCAUAGAUGAAAUCCAACUUUCUAGCCUCGGAAUACAAUUAAAUCCCUGGAGUUCAUGGGCUCUUGCAAGAACUGGAGUGUUUCUACAGAGGGCAAUUGUUCAGCGCGGAGUACAGCAAUGCCAAUGGUCGUAG
Messenger RNA from Dibothriocephalus latus, 621 nucleotides. NCBI's taxonomy places the organism in Eukaryota, Metazoa, Platyhelminthes, Cestoda, Diphyllobothriidea, Diphyllobothriidae. The record is from the annotation of a GenBank genome assembly.